Molecule: messenger RNA, 1717 nt
Organism: Topomyia yanbarensis
Lineage: Eukaryota; Metazoa; Arthropoda; Insecta; Diptera; Culicidae
Gene: RNF220
Product: E3 ubiquitin-protein ligase RNF220
Exons: 2
Coding region: 185-1366 (393 amino acids)
Biological process (GO): protein ubiquitination
Molecular function (GO): ubiquitin protein ligase activity; metal ion binding
Source: RefSeq, a predicted model, not a curated record
UAUAAUUUGGCGUCUCUAACAAAAAUCACAUAAGCGUUAUAUUUUUAUAUCAAAACAAAACAUUUUUGAGUAUCAAUUCCCGAUUUCUUCCAUUUUUGGCGAAGAGCGGUGUAGAAAUAAGCAAAAGUAUCGGAUGAUAGUGUUCUCUGUAUAAACAUGCACCAGUAGCCCAAUAUAACCGCAAAUGAUGGAUCACCAACCACCGAUGGGGAGCUUGGAAGCCGUUGGGGGUUUCGCUCGGCAGCGGAAGCAUAAAACCGACCCGCUUUGUUGUCCUAUUUGUGGUGUCACAGUACGAUCAAAUGAAAUUGACCAACAUUUUGCACUGGAAGUGGAUCGGUUAGAUAAAAUACUGAAACCAAAAAGGAACAAUUCUAACGGUCCGUACAGCCUCACAGCCACUGAUAGGGCUUCACCAGUGGCUGGCCCAAGUGGAGGUAAUUAUGCAAUAAAAUUAUCGAACGGACAUCACGAUUCGGAUGACAAGAUUGAAUCUUCCGCGACAGUGGGCCCGGAUGAAUGCUGGGGUACUUAUCAGAAAAUUAAAAACAAUCGUCAAGCGAGAUUGAAGAUGAAGUCCCGUAAACGAAAGCCGGAAGAUAACGUUUGUCCGGUGUGUAACAAAACUGUUUCGGAAGAAAUUGCAAUUCACGUAGAUGCCUGUCUCCAAAAGACUGAGGUUAAUGGCAAUAGUGUUUCAAACAGAGCAAAUGAUUCAGACGACGAUGACGCCAGCAUUGACGUUGAAGGUGAAACCUUUGAAGUGUACGAAUGGGCUGGUCACACGAGAGUUCGAACCACCAGUCUUUUGCACCAAAGCGGAUCGGUAGCAAAUACCGCAGUUCGUGUUACGAAUGCUGAUGAUACUGAUGACGAGCUGAACGUAGAUGGUGAUGAGACGCAGAUAUACGGACCGCCACAGUAUUCGGAGCGAGAUGUUAUCUACCCGAUGGCAGAGCAUCGAUUCAAGGACUCGUAUCUUCGCGGUUUAGUGAUGGCUAAUGAGCCGGUGACAGUAAAACGUCCCGAGACAGACAAUCCUUGUGAAGGAUCCAGCAGAAAUGUUACCCCUCAUUUCACGCAAUCAUCCAGUCAAGUCGCUUUAAGCCCCGAGCAGCGAAAUAGCGAGAACACCGAUCAGAUAAUAGAAUCGCUCAAGUCUAAAAUCCGGGAAUAUGAAGGUUACAUCCAGAACAGACCGAAGUGUUUAAUCUGUAUGGAUGAUUUCAAAAAACCAGUUGUCUCCAUCUGCUGCUGGCAUGUAUACUGUGAGGAGUGCUGGCUCCAUACACUGGGAGCGAAAAAACUUUGCCCUCAGUGCAGCAUGAUAACAUCGCCUACAGAUUUGCGCCGCAUCUAUCUGUGAGGUGAGUGAGGCCGAAACGUUUGGAUAAGAGACAUGAUUACAGGUUUAUUUCCUGAACCAUUGACACUGCAGUACGACUGCGUAACUGAUGCUACGUGAGAAAAAUGUCGUUCACAGCAUAACUGAUACAAAGACAAUAAUCGAUGAGGCGUGGAAAACUGAAUAACAAAUGGUAUACAAUGAUAACAAUGUUUCCCUUAAUGAUAUAUUUUAACAACAUUCCAUAUGCCGAUGAAAAGAUAUUAGCUCUAAGUUUCACUGUCUUUUAUAUACCGCAAAUUAUCCAGUUUGGAACUAUUUUACGUUUAAAUGAAAUAAACCAUUUUAAGCAUUUAUCUUGCUUAGAUUUUA